UCAAGUUUUUCAACGAUUCGAUCAAUUUUAUUGUCAAAUGAAAUGAAACGCGUUUGCUUGUGUUCACGGUUUUGUGUGUUGUCCAUUUAAUUUUUUAUUCAUUGUUUGUAAUUUCGGUUUUUAAUUUCAUGACUAUCAUAACUUAAACAAUGCCGUUCUGUGCUCCUUAGUUCUGCUAGAUCAAAAAAUAUCGUGAUCGAGUAAUAAUUCGUGUUGACAUCAACAAGCGAGUGAAAAAUGGCUUACAUUCGGGAGCAGUAAUUGCUGUUUAGUUGGUUAUGGUCCAGUGAGUGUGUGAUUGGGUGCAGCCGCUGACACGAUGAGUAACUGGGCGAGGAGGAUGCACCGGCGGGCGGCGACGCUGAGCAACGUCGUGACGUCGUGCGGGCACCCCAACACCCUGCCGUAUCCGCGACGGCUGGAGAAAGUCAAAUUCGGAGUUCCGCUGUUGGAAGUCUGCAAAGACGAUAUCCCUGGACCGCUGCUUGUAUUAAUCCUGAAGCUGAACAAGGAGGCCCCGCUGCGCCGCGACGUGUUCCGCGCGCCGGGCCACCAGGGCGCCAUGAAGAAGCUCAUCCACUUCCUGCAGACGGGCCGCCUGGUCAACGUGGACAACUACUCCGUGUACACCAUCGCCAGUGUCCUCAAGAAAUUUCUACGAAAAAUUCCUGGAGGUGUGUUUGGUCGAGAGGGAGAAAUGCAGCUUUUUGCGGCUGUGGAGCUGCCGGAAGAACAACAGAUUGAUGAAAUACGCAGGCUGCUGCUCUCUCUGCCGGUGUGCACGCAGCGGCUGCUGGUGCUGCUGUUCGGCACCUUCCGUGUCAUGGCCUCCAACGCCGACAAAGCUGGCACGGGUAUGACUUCAGAGGCCCUCGGCGUGUCGGUGGCGCCCUCUUUCUUCCACUCGUGCGUGUCCGACGGCAAGACCGCCACUAUGGAGGAUGUGCAGCGGUUCAAGGCUGAAGUGUGUGUGGCGACACGGAUCAUGCGCCAACUCAUAGAGCAGUUCAGCGCGGGGGACCUAUUCGGGCGCGCGAACUAUGAGUAUUACGCUCGAGUGACGGGGCGUAUUCUGCGUGUUAGGGACGAGUGGAUCUGCUCGUUUCGCGAGCCGCCGCCGCCGAGGCACCGCCGUGAUCAGGACGCUUAUGCGCGUCAACUGUCACUGGAAGCUGAGAAGACGUGGCUCCAGUGUGAAUGCGACCGCUGGUGCAACAAAUUCAAUUUGGAAGCAGGUCUAGCCAAGUCGGAGGAGUGCCAGUCGAUGCCGGCGCUGGGCGGCGGCGCGGCGGGCGCGGCCGGCGGCGCGCUGGGCAUCAUCCCCGAGCACAGCCUGCUCGACUCGUGCACGCGCCUGUCCAUAUCGCUCGAGGAGAGCGUGUUCAAGGUGUCAGUGAGUUCAUCCUCGCAAUCGUCUCGCAGCAACUCCAGCCCGCACAUGACUCUGGAGGAGCUGCGAGCCAUCAACAAGUACGCCGAGAGCACUAAGAGCCUCUCCUACUUGCCACAGGUGCACGAGCGGCAGCGCGCGCGCAUGCGCUCCCGCUCGGAGUGGUUCCUGCAGGCGGAGGAGCCGCCGCGGCUGCGCGCCGGCGGCGAACGUCGGAGCUCGCGGCGUCGGUCCCGGCGCGUUAAGGCGCUGUGCGGGAACGGUGCCUCGUGCCGUCACCUCACACACUCUGACACUGAAGUCCCGCUCUCUAUCCAGCCUCGUCAAGUGACCGCCUGACAGACCCCCAACGAGGUGUACUAGAAACUACUAGAACAUUCGACGGUAAAUUGCAUCCAUGUUUAGUACGAGUUUCUCCCGAUAGAUGGCGUUGAAAGCGAAAUUUCUGUUUAGGUUCAGUAUUACUAUAGUAGAUUCGUUCUAAUACUUCACAUUGGGAGAUAUAAAUUCGACGGUAAUGCACGCAUGUCUUAACCAAUGGGGAAGAAAACCAAGUGAAACGUUGGCAGCACUAUCGGGUAAGCCUUUCAGGUUCUGACCAAUUAUAUUAUUGGGGAGAAAAAUGGCCACUGAACCAACCAGUUAGAACUGGGGAAUCGGGCCUGCACGACAGUGGCGACAUCUGAAAUAAGCUUUGAGUUUUCCUCCCCAUUUGAUGUUUAGUACGAGUUGCUCGCGAUAGAUGACGUUGAAAACGAAAUUUCUGUUUAGGUUCAGUAUUACUAUAGUAGAUUCGUUCUAAUACUUCACAUUGGCAGCUAAACUAGAUGUAACUUAUAAAUUAACGUGGUUUUGACAGCUGUCAAGUGUGACCUAUUGGAUUGAGUCUACUACUUAUACUACAUUUUAUCUUAACUAUGUACUGUCGCUGUAGUAAAGUUUCUCAGAUAUAGUGUGAGUACUUUAUUCAUGUAAGUAAUUAAAGAUUAAUCUCAGAAGUUUACAAUAGAUGGCGCUGAACCAUCGAUCGUUCAAUCGCAACCUCAAUACCUAUCAGUUUCCAACGAAUUUUAUCGCAUACAGUUAAAUUGGUGUUGAUUCGUGUUAAACUAGGUUUUAGAUAGGUAGAUUGUUCUAAACAUGUAUUAUUGGUGUAUUAGCUAAAUAAUUAUCGAUUAUAAAACAAAAAAUGGAGUUAAAAUUGGGAUAAAAUAUUUCGGAGAGCAUAGCAUUUGAAAUUGAAACACGCACAUCCGAUAUUUUAAAUAAUUGUACGGUGUAAAUUGUUAAUGAAUUUAGUUACUAAAUUAGUUAAAACAAUACCAUCUCUCAGCUCUCUAAUAAUCCGAAUUAAUGCGAUCAAAAUGUUUGUUAUAUCUCGGAAGGAUUAAGUAUGGUGCCUUUUGUCAUUGAUUUAUAUUAACAAGGCACCAGCUUCCUUAGUUAACACACUAUCAGCAUUUCAUUACAAUGAUUAGAUUGGGAUAAAUGUGCCAUGGUUGAAAAACCGAGAAAUUGCCAGCACACACUUUUAUAACAUAACGGCUACUAGUGCCUAAUACGCACAUAACUAGUAAAUAAGUUAUUAAACAUUCCCGUAUUGAUGUUAUUUUAAUAUUUAGCACGUUUAUUAUCUAAGGUAGUUGCUCCCUUAUUCAUAAAUACCUCUUGCUUAUUAGUGCGUAUAGUUUGGUAUCUUUUUAUUGGGAAUGGAACAAAGAUUUCUGCACUGAGCUAAUGAUGUUAUAUAUAAUCUAUUUAUGAGGGUAGGGGGUAGUUUGUAUAGUACGUAUGUUUUAAAUAAGUCUCAAAUCAUUGAGGGUUUUUUUUUAAUUUGACUGAUCUAUCACCAAGCAUUUCGAUUUCACUACCUCAAUUGAUUCCAUGUAACUUUGAAACAUUUCAUCGGCAUUUUAGUAUUUUUGGGAGGACAUACAAGUAUUAUCACCUUCAAAUCUUAUAACGUCGUUAAUUAAUUGAAACAAGAGGUACGUAUCUACUUUUGACACUGACUUCUAAAGCCAAAAUAUGUAGCCAGGUUUUACAUAAAGACUGAAUUAUCUUUUUAUAGUAAUUUUAGCAAAGAAACUUACGAAACAACCUGAAACGAAUAUUUGCGAUGGUAAUUUGGAAUCUAUUUAUCAUAGUACAAAUAAUUUUUGCUAGAGCUUAUGUGUAAUCGUUGUCUUAUUAUUGGUUGCUUUAGAGGACAACUUUGAUUGGUCUGUGAGAACUUACGGUGGAAAUGUUUAUCAUUGUUUGAAAACUGCACCUUUAAGAGUGUAUUCCUUUUUCUUUGCAAUACGUAACCAAAAUGA
Molecule: messenger RNA, 3708 nt
Organism: Plutella xylostella (diamondback moth)
Lineage: Eukaryota; Metazoa; Arthropoda; Insecta; Lepidoptera; Plutellidae
Source: RefSeq, a predicted model, not a curated record